Messenger RNA from Anastrepha ludens (Mexican fruit fly), 1378 nucleotides. RefSeq lists its product as uncharacterized. The transcript has 6 exons. Bases 89 to 931 code for a protein of 280 amino acids. The record is from RefSeq and is a predicted model, not a curated record. Lineage: Eukaryota; Metazoa; Arthropoda; Insecta; Diptera; Tephritidae.
CUAACACAAAGAAAAAGAACAAAGAAACAUACUAGCCAAGCAGUUAGAUUAAAUUUUAAGUGUUUUCUACCAUUAUAUUUGCAUAAAGAUGACAUCGACAGCUACUAAAAGAAGUCGUGCCACACCCGACCAGCUAAAUCGUAAGCUUGACUACCUAAUGGAAGUCCCGGGUCUAGCAGGAUCUAGGUUCCACAGCCUCCAUGGUAAGUUCGAAUGCGACAAAAAAUGGAGCGAGCUAGCAACAAAGUUAAAUAGUCUGGGUGGAGCAGUGAAGACAGUCAAUCAAUGGCACACGGUAUGGCGGGACUUAAAAAGCCGAACCAGCAUCAAAGCACGAAAUCGGCGAAGGCAACAAGCUUUAACUGAAAACAGGCCUAUUAGUGAGGAGCCCCUAACGGAAUUCGAGAGGCGGGUGUCUGCUCUUAUAGGGGAAGAGUAUAUGAAUGGGCACGAUUCAACAGCUGAAAAUAUUCCACUAGAGGAGGUAAUCCAAAAGGGUAUCGAAGUGAAAGAUGAAAGCAUGAUUUCGGAAGCCCCGUCGCCUUUACGGACGCCACUUGCAGAAAAUUUCACGCUGAGGUCAGGUAAUUCGCACAUCUCAGACAGGAGAACACCACGGGCGAGCUUGAAAAGAAAGCGCAUGAAAGAAGACGGUGAUGCUCGGAAGAAAUUUUUGGAAAUAGCAGAAAAACAGGCAGAUGCACUAAAGAUGCUAGCCCAGUCGAGUGUAGAAACCGUAGAAGUCGCGAAACAACAAGCAGAUGCUUUAAAGAUCUUAGCCGAAAGCAGCUCUGCAAGUGCCCAGGCGAAUAAAAUGAUGGCGGAGGCAAUAGCCGUAUUGGGGAAAGGUUUAAGCGCUACCGCGGAAACAUUCAACAAUCUAACGCCAAUCAUAAGCCAAAUACUCAAAGGACAUACUCGCACUUUUUAAAUAAGUUUUUGAACAUAAAAUUUCACAGUUCUGAUUAAAAUUACUAAUUCUUCUUUAUCGUUUGAUUUAACAACACCAAAAUUAUUGUCGUUUAGAUUGCGAUAAUCGACAUCGUAACCAAUCAGCUGAUUUUGUCUUGUCGAUUUUCGUAAUGAAAUGGGUUACUGAAUAGCAAAAUCGUAAAAAUUGUGGUUAAGGAAAGAUAACAAAGCGAAUAUCGAUAAAAUAUGUUAGUGAAUCGCACCACUGCACAGUGGUUCCGCCAUAGGACAUUGGAUGAAAAUAGUCAUGUUAAAAUUAUGCAACAAUAUUUAGCUAAAUGUUAGUUCAUUAGACAUAGUAAUUUAGAGUACAAAAGAAAUUUCAACUGCACAAACAGUUCACUUAUAAUUGUGCCUCCAAAGUAAGAGAAUUUGCAAAGUUAUAGUUAGCUUGGUCUCCACUCCG